Messenger RNA from Nelumbo nucifera (sacred lotus), 2918 nucleotides. RefSeq names its product protein kinase STUNTED. Gene Ontology annotation, molecular function: protein kinase activity; ATP binding. NCBI's taxonomy places the organism in Eukaryota, Viridiplantae, Streptophyta, Magnoliopsida, Proteales, Nelumbonaceae. The record is from RefSeq and is a predicted model, not a curated record. Gene Ontology annotation, biological process: protein phosphorylation.
CAGGCACUUUCUCUUUCCCUGAGAAAGGCGGAUGGAAGCAAGCAACAGCGGUUAACGGGUUAAAAGGCAUCCAUCCUCAACGAAGAUAUAAAAUCAGUUAUUCUCAGGCAGAAAAUGUGUUUGACGAAUUGAUGGACCGGAGAGUAACGACGGGAGACAGAAGAGGGCGAUUGGGAUCUAAGGGAUCAGAAGAAGCGCAAUGACUAUUAUGAGAACUCUCCCCGUCGGGGAAGGUCGCGGCGAGGGUUGUGGUGGUGGUGGUGGUGGUGGCGGGGGCGGUGAGGGCCGCACGGUUGUGGUGGGAGUGAAGUUGGAUCAGCAAAGUAGAGAGUUACUAACGUGGUCUCUCGUCAAAGUCGCCCAGCCUGGAGAUCGUGUUAUUGCUCUUCAUGUUCUCGGCAAUACGGAAAUUCUUGAUCGAGAGGGCAAAUCGUCUCUGCUGUCGCUGGUUAAAGCUUUUGAUUCUGUACUUGCUGUUUAUGAAGGUUUCUGCAACCUGAAGCAGGUGGAUCUUAAACUUAAGAUCUGUAGAGGUUCAUCCAUCCGAAAAGUUCUGGUGAGGGAAGCGAAAUCCUAUGUGGCUAGCAAGGUCAUUGUUGGGACUGCUACUCACCAUCACACAAUUGGGUCGUCGGUUUCGAUUGCGAAGUACUGCGCGAGAAAACUCUCCAAAGAUUGUUGGGUUCUUGCGGUUAAUAAUGGGAAGAUCGUAUUCGAAAGAGAGGCAACUUCGGCAUCCACCGGUGGCUCAUUAGGAGCGGAAGAACGCCCGCGCAAGAAUUUUCUUACUUCAAUUCAUCGGUCACUGAGUAAAAAUUCUAAAGUACUAAGUGAUGCAACUGCCACGGCAACGGCAGAAGUUGACACGGUAUAUAAUGAGGAAGCUGCUCGAAAUUCUGAGGCGGACUUGUUGAAAUCCGUGGCGGAGAGUUUGCCAGUUGCACUGAAACGGAAUUGUUCAAUUUGUGCGCCGGACUCUAUUUCACGGGAUACCCAUUGUUCUAGAACUGCAGAAGAGCCUAAUGGUUGCGAUAGUGAAGGCAAUUCUUUGGCAUUGGUACCAGUACAGACCAUAGAGGCUGCAUCAAGUUCAAUUUCUCUGCUGAUUCGAGAAGUUCCAGAGUUGAGACCCGGUUGGCCACUUCUUCGCCGUUCAAUUUUACCUGACCGGAAGGCUAAAGGUUCAGCAAAAUCUUCUGUAAAGCAGAUCUCUGUAGUUCAGUGGGCAAUGCGGAUACCCGGUAGGAAUUCUUCGGCAGCAGUGCAUCCUGAUUGUAAACAAGCUUCUUGUGAUAAGGACGAAGAUUGUUCUUCCAAUUUGGAUGGACAGAACGGUGCAAUUGUUCCAGUGGAUACUGAUGCUAUCGUGCCUCCAGCUUCGCCUUACAAGAACCUUCCAAAAGAAUUAGAAGGUCUACACGAGAAAUACUCGGCCACGUGCAGAUUAUUCAAUUACCAGGAGCUUGUCUCUGCUACUUCUAACUUCACGACAGAGAAUUUGAUCGGAAAAGGAGGUAGUAGCCGGGUUUACAGAGGGCAUCUUCCUGAUGGCAAGGAACUUGCUGUGAAAAUUUUGAAUCCAUCCGAAGAUGUACUGAAUGAGUUUGUUUUGGAAAUUGAGAUAAUUACUGCUUUACAUCACAAGAACAUCACAUCCCUCUUUGGGUUCUGUUUUGAGGAGAACAAUCUUCUCUUGGUCUAUGAUUUCCUACCCAGAGGAAGCCUAGAAGAGAACCUCCAUGGUAAUAAAAGGGACGAUUCAGCAUUUGGUUGGAGUGAGAGAUAUAAGGUGGCACUGGGUGUUGCCGAGGCAUUGGAUUACUUGCACAGUCGAAGUGAUCAAGCUGUGAUCCAUAGGGAUGUGAAAUCAUCUAAUAUCCUUCUUUCCGAUGAUUUUGAGCCCCAGCUGUCGGAUUUUGGACUUGCUAAGUGGGCUUCUUCCUCAUCAUCCCAUAUAACUUGCACCGAUGUUGCGGGAACUUUCGGAUAUUUGGCUCCAGAAUACUUCAUGUAUGGCAAAGUAAAUGACAAAAUUGAUGUCUACGCAUUUGGUGUUGUGCUUCUUGAACUGCUUUCUGGAAGGAAGCCUAUCAGCAGUGAUUGUCCAAAGGGCCAGGAGAGCUUGGUUAUGUGGGCAAAGCCAAUUCUAAAUGGAGGGAAGACAACCCAAUUGUUGGAUCCAUGUUUAGGUGAUAUUUAUGACCCUGAUCAGAUGGAGAAGAUGGUUUUAGCUGCUACCCUCUGCAUCAGACGUUCACCUCAGUCUCGGCCUCGAAUGAGCCUUGUGUUGAAGCUCCUUCAAGGUGAUGCUGAGAUAUCCAAGUGGGCAAGGAUGCAGGUGGAUGCUUCAGAACAGUUUGAUACUCUGGAUGAUGAAGCAGUCCCUCCUCCUAACAUCCAGUCCCAUCUUAACGUUGCAUUGCUUGAUGUUGAGGAUGACUCACUCUCCAUUAGCAGCAGUGAGCAGAGUGUCCCACUGGAGGACUACCUGAGGGGAGGUGGAGCCGCUCAUCAAGCUUUGACUAACUUCGGUUUCAGCAAGGAAAGAUGAACACCAUCUUUUACUUGUGUAAUUCUUUUUUGUAAAUUCUUGUGGGUUUUGUUGUCUUUUGCACUUACAGUUUUCUAUGCUUUUUUCUAAGUAGGUCUUGGAUGAGAGGUUGUUGCAGAAGUUGUGCCCUCCUCCUUGACUUACUAGUAGUAAUGUCUCAGUCCCUAUUUGUUUGGGCUGGUUUUAGGAACCUUUAUGCCAGUUCUCUUUAGUUGUUCUUAAUCAGAAAGAUUAAGAGCUGAAUGUAGUUGAAAUUCUCGGUUGAUGUGAGCACAAGUAACCAAUUCUCAAUAUAUUAUACCUGAAGAAGAGAACAAAGCAAGCUUUCCUGAUAGUUAAUGAAUUUGGCUCUGCUGUAGUUUCUUUA